This is a messenger RNA of Tauraco erythrolophus (red-crested turaco), 942 nucleotides long. The record is from RefSeq and is a predicted model, not a curated record. Lineage: Eukaryota; Metazoa; Chordata; Aves; Musophagiformes; Musophagidae.
CCCGACGACGUGCCCCGCUGGGACCCCAGCAACCCCCUCUGCCCCGGGGCCACCCGGGCCAACGGCGAGGUGAACCCCCAGUACGAAGGCACCUUCGUCUUCCCAAAUGACUUUCCUGCACUGCAGCCUGAUGCUCCUGAGCCUGGUGACAGCGAUCACCCCUUGUUUCGAGCGGCAGCAGCCCGUGGGGUGUGCAAGGUCAUGUGCUUCCACCCCUGGUCAGACCUGACGCUGCCCCUCAUGUCCCUGGCAGAGAUCCGGGCCGUCAUCGAUGCGUGGGCAGAGCUGGCCGCUGAGCUGGGUGCCUCCUACCCCUGGGUGCAGAUCUUCGAGAACAAGGGAGUGAUGAUGGGCUGCUCCAACCCACAUCCACACUGCCAGGUCUGGGCCAGCAGCUUCCUCCCCAACGAGGCACGGCUGGAGGACCGGACCCAGCGACAGCACCUGAGCCAGCAUGGUGUGCCCAUGCUGCUGGAGUAUGCUGAGCAGGAGGCUCGCCGGAAGGAGCGGCUGGUGGUGGAGAACACUGACUGGCUGGUUGUGGUGCCAUACUGGGCCACUUGGCCCUUCCAGACCCUGCUGCUCCCCCGCCGUCACGUCUGCCGCCUCCAGGACCUCCAUGACAGCGAGAGGGACAGCCUGGCCUCCAUCAUGCAGAGGCUGCUCAUCAAGUACGACAAUCUCUUCGAAGUCUCCUUCCCCUACUCCAUGGGCUGGCACGGAGCCCCCACAGGCCCCUACCUGGAGGAGGACUGUGGGCACUGGCAGCUCCAUGCCCACUACUACCCUCCGCUGCUCCGCUCUGCCACCAUCCGCAAGUUCAUGGUGGGCUACGAGAUGCUGGCGCAGGUGCAGCGGGACCUCACCCCAGAGCAGGCGGCUGAGCGCCUGAGGAGCCUCCCUGAGGUGCACUACAAGCAGAGGACCAAGGAGUCGUCGUGA